AUGACAUUGACCACCAAUGGAUCCGCAAAACAGAUUGAUGCACAAGCAUCAAUAUCUAACUCAACUAUUCAGCUGAAAUUUAGCGAAUCAUUUCUUCAACUGCUUGCGACAACAUACGAUAGCAAUAGUAAUACGUACCCAUCAUAUUCUUCUCGAAAGCGAUGUGCAUCUACAAUUAGUGAAAAGACUAUUUGUAACGAAAAUAGAUCUACAAAUAAAAGGCAACGAACUUUAUUUGAAAGUAUUCCUGUUCGAGGGUGUGAUUUAUCAACUAAUGGAGUACAACAACAGAAUAGUAAGAUCACGUUUCAAUUACUAUUAUUUCUCUUCAAUGCUAUGCUAGGAAUCAUGCCACAAAGAUCAGUUAGUAUUCCCAAUGCUACAGAUAAUAACUUCGAAUGGUUGAAAGAUUUCAUGCGUCAAUCUUUAGAUACCAUACGUGAUGCAGUUGUUCAAGCUUGUAUAACAGCUAUAUCUAGUCAAUCAAUGCGACAAGGCCACUCGAGAAUCUCUACUCGAGAUAUCAAUGUUAAUAAUCAUCUAAUGCAUUUCAAUCAUAAUGAUCACGAAUAUUAUAUACCGUCCACGGCACGGGAUAACAAUAAUUUCGUGUCAGUUCAAAAAAUUACGGAUAAUGAAGAUAAUCGUAAAGUGCGCAUUCAUCAUCGUGCACGAUCAAAUCCUUAUCCGAUGUAUAGAAGUCUAAUGCGAACACCAGUUAGCGAUAUCCAAGUGCCUUGGUCUUUUCAAUGGCCAGACUAUCGACCGCUAAUUUUCACUGCUCAAGAAGUGCGUAGAAAUUCAAGUGCAGAUCCAGAUUUAUUAAAUCCAUCAUUAGUUGCCUCACUACGUUUUAAUACUGUUGAUGGCGUAAUUGAUCGCCGCAGUGUCUAUCAAUAUUAUCAAACCGACGCUCAGAGUGGACUUCCAUUGAAUCCAGUUGGUCGCACAGGAAUUCAGGGACGCGGAAUUCUUCUUCGAUGGGGACCCAAUGUGUAUCAGUACAUAAUGAUCUGUCGAUGGAAGCGAGACGUGCAUGGACGACUACUUGUGCAUCCAACCAGUGGGAAAAAUCUUCUUGAGAUUCUUCUAGAAAUUCAAGGAGAUGACUAUGAGACAACUGAUUUGAUCCUGACAGGUGGUUUACGCGUAUUCGGAAGUCAUCUUCCACCCCAACUGCAAGAUCGCUUAGGACGUUUUCUUAUUCAUGCAGAUAUGAUACGCAAUCGUCCGACAAAUAUGGCAUCUUCGUUUUAUUCAUUAAAUCAAUUAUUCCAACAUGAACCUGUCCCAUGGAAAGGUGCAUACCUUGACGAUGCUCGUAAUACAGACAAUGCUUGGAUAGAAUUAGCAAUCGGAUACGUCUUAGAUGAUGAUGAGAAUCAUCGUUUGACAUCGUGUAUACCAUCACUUCGUGAGGAACAACUUCGUCACUUACUACGGCCACGUUUUGUUUGGAAAGAUGUACAAAACACAAGUGAUGUUGGACCACGAACUCAUUCUCGCCUAAUACGAAAUCUAGCUCAAAAACUUGAUGCACAUUUCUAG
Adineta ricciae is the source of this 1548-nucleotide messenger RNA. NCBI's taxonomy places the organism in Eukaryota, Metazoa, Rotifera, Eurotatoria, Adinetida, Adinetidae. The record is from the annotation of a GenBank genome assembly.